Brassica napus (rape) is the source of this 1497-nucleotide messenger RNA. Its product is annotated as protein LIGHT-DEPENDENT SHORT HYPOCOTYLS 3. NCBI's taxonomy places the organism in Eukaryota, Viridiplantae, Streptophyta, Magnoliopsida, Brassicales, Brassicaceae. Gene Ontology annotation, cellular component: nucleus. The coding region runs from base 659 to 1306 and encodes 215 amino acids. The record is from RefSeq and is a predicted model, not a curated record. The transcript has a single exon. Gene Ontology annotation, biological process: response to light stimulus; mRNA transcription.
GCUUCAACUUUUCACGAACUUUUAAAAUAGGUACUGAAAUAGGGGAAAAAACGAUUAGAGUUCAUCCAGAGAAUUUAAAUGUAAAUCAUGCAGCAAUUGGUUUCUACAGUCAAUUGUUUUAUAAGCAGAACAAGGCAGAGUCAAACUUCUCACAAAAUAACUUUGCGAAGCCCUAAAUUUAUAUAUAGGACAACAACUAUUACUUUUUGUUACUUAAUUAUAUUUAUACCUCAAAGAAGCCGACCAAACGUCUGAUACAAGAUCAGAAGAACAAAUUAUACAUAUAAAAGAGUCUGUAACUCUGUAUCUAUUUAUUAUCCAUAUAUACUAAUUAUUCUGAAAACCUUUUCACGAACGUUCAGUUUAGUAUAUGUCCCAAAAAAGCUAUUUAGUUCUUCCGACAUUCAUUUCGGAAUUUGGAAUACUACAUAGAAAUACCAAACCCGGUAUAUGAAAUAGGGACAAAACAAACAAUGGAUAAAAAAUGUAAAGGUCUGAAAACUAUAGAACUAAUACACAUGAUAUAUAUCUUUAAAAAGUAACCCUAUAUCUCCCAACCGCACAAACAAAACUUUUAGCUUCUCGGCAUCGACCAAAGAAAGAUCAAGUAUCAAGAAAAAUCCGUGCAAGCAUACAGUAUCGACCGAUCUGUUCAAAAAUGGAUAUGAUUCCACAACUGAUGGAAGGCUCUUCGGCUUACUUAGGUACCACAAACCUCAGCAUCAACGCAAACCUUUCGUCCUCCUCCAGAGCCACCGCACCACAGCCACCGUUUUCCUCCUCUCCAUCGGCGAACUCAAGCCGUUACGAGAACCAGAAGAGAAGAGACUGGAACACGUUCGGACAGUACUUAAGGAACCAUCGCCCACCGCUUUCGCUUUCCCGAUGCAGCGGAGCUCACGUGCUGGAGUUUCUCCGUUACUUGGACCAGUUCGGUAAGACAAAAGUCCACACGACCAUUUGUCACUUCUACGGCCAUCCUAAUCCUCCUGCACCGUGUCCUUGUCCUCUUCGUCAAGCUUGGGGAAGUCUUGACGCUCUCAUCGGUCGUCUUCGAGCUGCUUUUGAAGAGAACGGAGGCAAACCUGAGACUAAUCCAUUUGGAGCACGCGCCGUUAGACUUUACCUAAGGGAAGUUAGAGAUACGCAGAGCAAAGCUAGAGGUGUUAGCUACGAGAAGAAGAAGCGAAAGCGUCCUGUUCCUACGUUGUCGGCUUCUUCUUCCUCCGCCGUAGCUAGCCACCAGCAAUCUCAAAUGUUGCCGGGUACUAGUUGUACUACCCAAAUAUCAAAGCUUGAGAAGUGACUACAUCUGUUUUUUUUUUAAAUGAGUAUUUAUGUAAUAUGAAAUGUGAAUUGGUCUCUUUCUUAUGUGUAUGCUGGUUUUAGUUUAGGUUCAUGUGUUUAGUUUUAGCAUCUGGUCGAAGAAGAACUAAGAGUUCUUUUGUUACUAGUGUAUGUUGGAGGAUCAAGGAAGGUAGGGUUUUGGUUUUUUAA